This is a messenger RNA of Erinaceus europaeus (western European hedgehog), 8431 nucleotides long. RefSeq names its product leucine rich repeat containing 7 (gene LRRC7). The record is from RefSeq and is a predicted model, not a curated record. The transcript has 27 exons. Gene Ontology annotation, cellular component: postsynaptic density; adherens junction; postsynaptic membrane. The coding region runs from base 1715 to 6439 and encodes 1574 amino acids. Lineage: Eukaryota; Metazoa; Chordata; Mammalia; Eulipotyphla; Erinaceidae. Gene Ontology annotation, biological process: neurotransmitter receptor transport, endosome to postsynaptic membrane; neurotransmitter receptor transport postsynaptic membrane to endosome. Gene Ontology annotation, molecular function: protein binding.
GCCUCUGGGGCAGCUGGAACCACUCUCCUCUGUGCGCCCUGCAGGCACUUUCCUGGACCCCUGGAGAAGCAGAGCAGGUGAAAACAGUCACAGAGCUCGCUGCCUGGACUGCUCUUGGAGAACCUGCAGGAGGAGACUUUUUUUCUUUCUUUUUCUUUUCCUGGCGAUCCACGACCUGCAGCAGGCACGCCAGGAGGGGCGGGGCGGGGCGGGGCGGGGCGGGGAGGGAACCCCGAGGAGGCGCUGCGCAGCCUGCGGAGCCGGCACCGCGUCACUCAGGCUGUGAGGGCACUGGCACCCGGGCGCAGAGGCGCAGAGGCCGGAACGGGAGCGGGAGCGGGAGCUGGAGUGCCGCGCAGCUGGGAGCGCUCGAGGCGGGCGGACUGGACUCUGGGGCUGCGCCUGCAGCCACCUGUCCGUAGCACCGUGGGCGCCUGGGGACCGGGGCAGCGCAUCCAUACUCCAGAAAGCAGACUGGCCAGGAGAGACGAACAUUUCAGCUCUCCGCACGGACUGGGAUUUUUUUUUUCUUCUUCCAGCAAGUAUUAUUAUUAUUUUUGAGGUUGUGCUGGGGGUGGGGAGGAGGGAAAGGAGGCUCAGGAGUGGAGGUAAACGGAGCAGAAGAAGAUCUCCAAAGAGGCCACAAGGUUCCCAACGUGGCCACCACCACCACCACCCAUGGCUGGAAAAUUCCCUUGACAUGUUUUACACUUUGAAGGAGCUGCAGCUGGCGUCGUCGGAAAGGGGGGGGGGGAGCAAUUAUAAAACAAACAAAAAAUAAAUAAAUAAAAAGAGGAAGGAGAAGAAGAAGGAGAGGGGGUGGCAGAGAGAGCUGGGAGACACAGCCAAGAUCCAGGAGCAGUGCUUCUUGCCCGCCUUCCAGUCCCCGCACCCGUGCGUCCGGCCACCGCACCAAGGACCUCACUUUGGGCGAACCCCGAGGUGGAAGCCGGGGGACACCUCGCCUCUGAGCCACGGGCUUCUCGUCGGUCGGACCCGCGGCCGCCCACUCAGGUCACGGAGAUCGUGAUCGCCUCGGCUUUGCUGGGGGCGCAGCGCCCUUGAGAGCCACCCCCCCCCCGCCCCCGGCUGCGCCCGGGUCCCCGGGGAUCGCGCCUGGCACAGGCUAGGCGAGGCAGGCGCGGCAGCCAGCAAGGGGGUGGCGGCUCCCGAGUCCGGGGCACGAUUCGCCUGGUCUGCUCCUCUCUUCUCUGCGGGCCGGGGAUUUCUUAUUGUCUGUGCAGCCUUCCAGGGGCGGGAAGAAGGGAGCUGCGUCUCUGCCACCACCGCUGCCGCUGCGGUUGUUGGCUAGCUCGCUCGCGGGGUGCGGAAGGGCGGGCGGAGGCUGGAGAGGAGGCGCACCCCACCUCCCGCGCCCGCACCCCGCCUCCCGCCGGCCGGCUCUCGGGAUCCCCUUGAACCGCUUCCCGCCUGAACCUCUCUGGAACCAUCCACCUGCAGGCUGCCAGCACCAUGGUCUAAGGAGGCACCUGCUUGGACUACCCCCCACCCCACUCCCGUAGUCCUCUCUUCUGCCUUCUCCUCCCGCUGCACCCCUCCUCUCCACCUCUGAGGACCCCCAUCCUCACCCCACCCCCUUCCCUGCACCUGCUCAACUGCGGACCCAAGAACUCUUAAGGAAUAACCGCUGUCAGCUCCACUGCACGACCUUCGCUCACCUGAACCUCAUGGGCAGUUUCUCCCGCUGGCGAUAAUGGAGAGCCUAAUAAGGGGAAGGAAUCCCCCACAAUAUCAGAGAAGUCCCUGUAAAGAAGUCCGCGCAGCUCUACGGAAGAGGCCUGAGGAAGAGUUGCAGUGCCUGGAGAUGACCACCAAACGGAAAAUCAUCGGCCGUCUGGUGCCGUGCCGAUGUUUCCGAGGUGAAGAAGAGAUCAUCUCAGUUUUAGAUUACUCCCACUGCAGCCUUCAGCAGGUGCCAAAGGAGGUUUUUAACUUUGAACGAACAUUAGAGGAGCUAUAUCUAGAUGCCAAUCAAAUUGAAGAGCUACCCAAGCAAUUGUUCAACUGUCAAGCUCUACGGAAACUAAGUAUUCCUGAUAACGACCUUUCAAAUCUGCCAACCACUAUUGCCAGCCUAGUUAAUCUUAAAGAGCUCGACAUCAGUAAAAAUGGUGUACAAGAAUUUCCAGAAAACAUAAAGUGCUGUAAGUGUCUAACAAUUAUUGAAGCCAGUGUCAAUCCUAUUUCCAAACUCCCUGAUGGCUUCACACAGCUUUUGAAUCUGACCCAGCUCUACCUGAAUGACGCCUUCCUUGAAUUUCUCCCAGCCAACUUUGGAAGACUUGUCAAAUUGCGGAUCUUGGAGUUAAGAGAAAAUCACUUGAAAACUCUACCAAAGUCAAUGCACAAACUGGCCCAGUUGGAAAGACUUGACCUAGGCAAUAAUGAAUUCAGUGAGCUGCCUGAAGUUCUGGAUCAAAUACAAAAUUUAAGGGAGUUGUGGAUGGAUAAUAAUGCAUUGCAGGUGUUACCUGGGUCUAUAGGAAAGUUAAAGAUGCUGGUAUACCUGGAUAUGUCAAAAAACAGGAUAGAAACGGUUGACAUGGAGAUUUCUGGAUGUGAAGGCCUUGAAGACCUCUUACUGUCAUCCAAUAUGUUACAACAGUUGCCUGAUUCUAUAGGAUUAUUGAAAAAACUAACUACCCUAAAAGUAGAUGACAAUCAACUUACAAUGCUACCCAAUACCAUCGGAAAUUUAUCUUUGCUAGAAGAAUUUGACUGUAGCUGUAAUGAGCUGGAGUCACUACCUUCAACUAUCGGCUACCUUCACAGUCUGCGAACACUAGCAGUCGAUGAGAACUUCCUUCCAGAAUUACCCAGAGAAAUUGGAAGCUGUAAGAAUGUAACAGUUAUGUCUCUACGCUCCAAUAAACUGGAAUUUCUUCCUGAAGAGAUUGGGCAGAUGCAGAAACUAAGAGUCUUAAAUCUGAGUGAUAACAGAUUGAAAAAUUUACCAUUCUCAUUUACCAAACUUAAGGAGCUUGCAGCUUUGUGGCUCUCUGACAAUCAGUCGAAAGCUCUUAUCCCUUUACAAACUGAAGCCCAUCCAGAAACAAAGCAAAGAGUAUUGACUAACUACAUGUUUCCCCAGCAACCUCGUGGUGAUGAAGAUUUCCAGUCAGACAGUGACAGUUUUAACCCGACACUGUGGGAAGAGCAGAGACAACAACGCAUGACUGUUGCCUUUGAAUUUGAAGAAAAAAAGGAAGAUGAUGAAAAUGCUGGGAAAGUGAAGGAUCACUCCUGCCAAGCCCCCUGGGAAAGGGGCCAGCGUGGGAUUACUCUCCAACCUGCUAGACUGUCGGGCGACUGCUGUACACCAUGGGCCAGGUGUGAUCAGCAGAUCCAAGAUAUGCCCGUCCCCCAGAAUGACCCACAGCUGGCAUGGGGUUGUCUAAGUGGCCUCCAGCAGGAAAGGAGCAUGUGCACUCCACUCCCAGCUGCAGCACAAUCCACCACUCUACCCUCUCUAAGUGGCAGACAGGUUGAAAUAAACCUAAAACGAUAUCCAACUCCUUACCCAGAGGAUUUAAAGAAUAUGGUAAAAUCUGUUCAAAAUCUGGUGGGUAAGCCAAGCCAUGGAGUGCGUGUUGACAAUGCAAAUCCAACAGCUGACACGGAGCAAACCAUGAAAGAAAAGUAUGAGCACAAGUGGCCUGUAGGUCCACAGGAGAUCACAGUGGAGGAUUCUUUUGUUCAUCCAGCUAAUGAAAUGAGGAUUGGGGAACUUCACCCUUCAUUAGCUGAGACCCCUCUGUACCCACCCAAACUUGUCCUGCUAGGGAAGGACAAAAAAGAGUCAACUGAUGAGUCUGAAGUUGACAAAACUCACUGUCUGAAUAACAGUGUUUCCUCAGGCACUUACUCAGACUACUCGCCUUCCCAGGCUUCCUCGGGAUCCUCUAACAACCGGGUCAAAGUGGGGUCCUUGCAGCCAACUACUAAAGAUGCAGUACAUAAUUCUUUGUGGGGUAACAGGAUUGCUCAGUCUUUCCCACAGCCUCUUGAUUCAAAGCCAUUACUCAGUCAGCGGGAGGCUGUUCCCCCUGGGAAUCUACCACAACGUCCUGACCGGCUGCCGAUGAGUGAUGCUUUCACUGACAACUGGACGGAUGGCUCCCAUUAUGAUAACACGGGAUUUGUUGCAGAGGAAGCCACAGGCGAGAACGCCAACAGUAACCCUCUCUUGAGUUCCAAAUCUAGAAGCACAUCGUCUCACAGUCGCAGGCCUUUGAUUAGGCAGGAGAGGAUUGUCGGUGUCCCUCUGGAACUUGAGCAGUCUACUCACAGACACACACCAGAAACAGAAGUGCCUCCUUCCAAUCCUUGGCAGAAUUGGACCAGAACCCCUAGUCCUUUUGAAGACAGGACUGCUUUUCCUUCCAAAUUAGAGACCACACCCACUACCAGCCCAUUGCCUGAAAGGAAAGAACAUAUGAAAGAACCUGUUGACAUACCUAGUCCUUUUUCUCCAGGAGUGCCAUGGGAGUAUCAUGAUUCCAAUCCCAACAGGAGUCUUAGUAAUGUCUUAUCUCAAAUCCACUGCCGCCCAGAAUCUUCUAAAGGUGUCAUCUCCAUUAGCAAAAGUACAGAGAGGCUUUCCCCACUAAUGAAAGAUAUCAAGUCCAAUAAGUUCAAAAAGUCACAGAGUAUCGAUGAGAUUGACAUUGGUACAUACAAAGUCUAUAAUAUACCCUUAGAAAACUAUGCUACUGGGAGUGAUCACUUAGGAAGCCAUGAACGACCAGAUAAAAUGUUGGGGCCAGAGCAUGGCAUGUCCAGCAUGUCUCGAAGUCAGUCUGUCCCCAUGCUGGAUGAUGAGAUGCUGACAUACGGAAGCAGUAAAGGACCAUUACAACAAAAAGCUUCCAUGAUGAAAAAAGUCUACCAGUUUGACCAAAGCUUCAACCCCCAAGGAGCAGUGGAAGUGAAAGCAGAAAAGAGGAUACCACCUCCUUUCCAACACAACUCUGAGUACGUACAACAGCCUGGCAAAAACAUGGCGAAAGAUCUGGUUAGUCCCAGAGCUUACAGAGGAUACCCACCCAUGGAACAAAUGUUUUCAUUUUCUCAGCCAUCUGUCAACGAAGACGCUGUGAUGAAUGCCCAGUUUGCGAGCCAAGGGGCCAGGGCGGGCUUCUUGAGGAGAGCAGACUCCCUGGCAAGCUCCACAGAAAUGGCCAUGUUUAGAAGGGUCAGUGAACCACAUGAGCUACCUCCAGGUGACAGGUACGGUCGUCCUCCCUACAGGGGAGGCCUAGAUCGCCAAAGCAGUGUGUCAGUGACUGAAUCCCAGUUCCUGAAAAGGAAUGGCAGGUAUGAAGAUGAACUCCCUUCAUAUCAAGAAGUGAAAGCUCAGGCGGGAAGUUUUCCGGUUAAAACCCUUACCCAAAGGAGGCCAUUGUCUGCAAGAAGCUACAGUACAGAGAGUUACGGUGCCUCCCAAACCAGGCCAGUUUCAGCUAGGCCGACUAUGGCAGCUCUUUUGGAAAAAAUACCGUCUGACUAUAACUUGGGUAACUAUGGUGACAAGCCAUCAGAUAACAGUGAUAUAAAGACAAGGCCUACUCCUGUGAAGGGAGAGGAGAGCUGUGGUAAAAUGCCUGCAGACUGGAGACAACAGCUGCUUAGACAUAUAGAAGCUAGAAGGUUAGACAGGAAUGCUGCUCACAAACACAGCACAGUUAACCUUGGCAUGCUGCCCUAUGGAGGUAUUUCAGCAAUGCAUGCAGGCAGAAGCAUGACUUUAAACUUGCAGACUAAGUCUAAAUUUGAUCUACAAGAACUACCUCUUCAGAAAACCCCGUCCCAGCAAAGCAACAUUUUAGACAAUGGACAAGAAGAUGUAUCUCCUAGUGGCCAAUGGAAUCCUUAUCCUCUGGGGAGGCGGGAUGUACCUCCGGACGCCAUUACUAAAAAGGCAGGCAGCCACAUCCAGACCUUGAUGGGGUCCCAAAGCCUUCAGCAUCGGAGCCGGGAGCAGCAGCCCUAUGAAGGAAACAUAAACAAAGUGACCAUUCAGCAGUUUCAGUCACCGUUGCCUAUUCAGAUCCCCUCCUCACAGGCCACUCGGGGACCUCAGCCUGGACGGUGCUUAGUUCAGACGAAAGGCCAAAGGAGUAUGGAUGGAUACCCAGAACAGUUUUGUGUGAGAAUAGAAAAGAAUCCUGGCCUUGGAUUUAGUAUCAGUGGUGGAAUUAGUGGACAAGGAAAUCCAUUUAAGCCUUCUGACAAGGGUAUCUUUGUUACUAGGGUACAGCCUGAUGGACCAGCAUCCAACCUUCUACAGCCCGGUGACAAGAUCCUUCAGGCUAAUGGACACAGUUUUGUACACAUGGAACAUGAAAAGGCUGUAUUACUACUGAAGAGUUUCCAGAAUACAGUAGACCUAGUUAUUCAACGUGAGCUUACUGUCUAAAUAUUUUUUAUAAGUAGUGAAGAUACAUCUAGCUGAACCUAAUGUUCAAAACUAAAUUUAUACUUAGAAAGAAAUUUUGCCAAUUGCUGGACCAAUGGCAAACAUUAGUGCCAAAUGUCGAAUACUGUAUGUUAGCACUGAUCAUCCUUAAAAAUGUUAACUAUAAAUAAGAUGUUCCUGUGGUUAUGUAUCAGUUUAACUGUCAGCCUUUGGCUGUGCAUUGGUGCAGUUUUGAGUUCCUUUCUUUCUUUUUUUUUUUUUUCUCUUGUUUGUUUUCUAAUCAAAUAAGUUUCUUAUUGAAGUGGAUUUCAUAUAAUUUCAGAGCACGGAAGCACACACAAGCUCUUUACGAAUUCUGCUCUCCAUCAGAAACACUGCCUCAGAGUUGUAUAUGCCUUUAUACAGAAAACAUAAAGAAUUGUAAUUCCCAUAAAAUAUUUCUAGCACAAGGUAUAUGUUGGCAUAUAUACAAAAAGAGUAUAGAGAAAAAAACAAUAUUUUCAUAAACUAAACAUCUCGGAUUGAGAAAGAAAAUAUAUCUUAAAAUAAGACUUUACUAUAUUGAAUCUUUUUUCAAUAAAAAUUACAUGAUAAUGCCUUAUGAAAGUGACUGUACAUAUGGUAUAAAGUGUUUAUAUUUGGUUCCAUAUUCAUUUCCUAAAUCUCAUAACACAGAAUGAAACACUUCAUAAAUUAGCCAUUUAUCUCUGGGACCUGAAUAAAAAUAGGACAGAUUAAUUUGUUCGAUGCCUUUGGCUGAUUACAGUACAUGCAGAGUUGAGAAACAGGUAAAAAGCUGAUUGUAGAUAAAUCUUUUUGACCACAAAUUUAAGCAGUGAAUGAUGGGGUGGCAGGAAAGGUAUUGCUUUAUUUAUUUCAAGUUUGUGUUGAUUAUAAACUGUAGUCCUUGUGACUUCUUUUCUUCUAAGUGUAGGGUUUUUUUAUGUUGCUUUCUCUGAAUUGCUACUUUUGAAUUAUUUAAAAAUGAGUUUAGGGGAAUUGGUAAAUUUUAUUAUUAAGAAAGACUUCUGUCAGAAAGAUAUGGUGGGGAAUUGAAAAAGCUUUGGUAUUUAAAUAUGAAACUUCAAAUAUAAUUUCUCAGAGCUAUUAUUAAUUUCAGUGCCUGGUUUUAGCAACAGAAAGAGAAAAUACUAGAGAGAAAACAGCAUGAUUAAUACAGAAUUGGCUGUUUAUUACACUGAAAUUUUUCUUUAUAGUAAAAAUUCAUUUUGUAAUCCCUUUUUGAGAUAAGAUCUUACUUUGAAAUUUCAAAAUAAUUUUCCAAAGUUGGCUGUAUGCACUUUAUCAUACAAGUUCUUUCUCUUCAAAGAAGUAUAUAUAUACAUAAUGAAUUUACUUUUUAUAUAUUACGGUUCAGGUAUUCUAUUAGAAUUUUCCAAUACUAUUACAUUUUGAUGUCAUCAGAGCUCUGAGAAUAAUAUUUGCAAGUUAAAUGUUUUAGAGGGGCAUUGGAAAUAUUGUAUUUUUGUAGGGUCUAUUAAAGCAAGUGUCACUUAUUAGAAGUACAGUGGUAGUUUUUGACAAUAGAAUUUGUCAUUUGAAGGCAAAUGAUAUUUCGCUUUAUAGAUGAUGUACUAAUCUUGUUGUUGCUUUACAUCAGCUAGACGUCAAUCCAGAACUUUAUAGGAUUUGACACUAAGCAGAUGAUUAAAUUAUUGGCUAUUUAACGUGUUUCCAGAAUUAACUUUUUAAGUGAAGUUUAAUAUAUUGACAGUUUCUGAUGAGAAAUAUCUUUCAGAGACUAAUUUCCUUUGCCAAAAAGUCACACCACACCAUCUUACCCAGAUUCUUCUGUAGGAUGACCAUCCCUAGCCAAGAGAAACCCUCACUGACCUUCACAAUCACCUAAAGAAACAACAGUCAAAACAGUUGUAGUUUGGUGGUGAGGAAACAUCUUACAUCAUGCCAUCAGUUUAGUUCACUUGUUCAUGGGGAGAGCAGAAGAUUUCCCCAGUCUCUCUCUCUCUCUCU